AAGUCGCUGCAGAUGCGAUUUGCAUGUGGCAGCUUGGGCUACGACUUGCUACUGGAGGGGAGCUUCCCAUUGCCGUCGUCUAGAACUCUGGGGCGGCGGCUUGAAGGUGAGCACUGCCCUACGGGUCCUCAGUCACUCCACGGCCACUGCCCUGCGCUUCCUGGUGGAGAAUCAUGGCUGGAGCACCAACUUCCUCACCACGGCUUGGUUCUUGGAACAGAGGCAUGAGACCCAUGUCCCCUCCAUGGUCAUCGGUUGCAGCUUUUGGCACAGUCAACAAGCUGCAAAGAGCAGCAUGAACAAAAUGAACCGGGAAAGGUGUCCAGCCACCAGCAAGCUGACGACUGCGCCACUUCACCAUGCUGUGCCACGACGCCAAAUUGUGUGCCAACGCCAAGCUGUGCCACGACGCCAAGCCACAUCGCUGAUGUACCAGAUGAGCCUCCGAGAUUUUGCUCAACGCUUUCCACCAACCAGAACCAAAUGUCUGACGACGACCCGUCGUUGCCAAUGCCGACUAACGACCUGGACAAGCAAGCCAGGCAAGCACGGGGUCCUUUUCAGCCUCAUCUGGGCAGCUAUGCCCAAACAGAAACGAAUAAUCGAAAGCGCAGCUUUUGUGAACACUGGUUUGCAAAGUUCAGCUGGCUUGAAUACAGUCCAGCAAAAGAUGCAGCCUUUUGCUUUUGUUGUCGGGCGUUUCCGCUGGGCAGUGGUACCAAAGCACAUUUAGACCCAUCCUUUGUUUCAACUGGGUUUCGAACUUGGAAGAAAGCGAUAGAAAGGUUUAAUCAGCAUGAAAGGUCUGAGGGCCAUCUUAACAGUGUUGUGUCAUGGAAUUGCUCCAAAGCAAACAGAUCGAUUGCUUCAAUGCUGGAUG
This is a messenger RNA of Ixodes scapularis (black-legged tick), 880 nucleotides long. RefSeq lists its product as uncharacterized. NCBI's taxonomy places the organism in Eukaryota, Metazoa, Arthropoda, Arachnida, Ixodida, Ixodidae. The transcript is spliced from 4 exons. The record is from RefSeq and is a predicted model, not a curated record. Bases 245 to 733 code for a protein of 162 amino acids.